Messenger RNA from Opisthorchis viverrini, 261 nucleotides. RefSeq lists its product as hypothetical. The coding region runs from base 1 to 261 and encodes 86 amino acids. Lineage: Eukaryota; Metazoa; Platyhelminthes; Trematoda; Opisthorchiida; Opisthorchiidae. The record is from RefSeq and is a predicted model, not a curated record. The transcript has a single exon.
AUGUAUAUGGCCGACCGAUACCGAGCACCGAAAUCAAGACGUGAAUCGCAAUUGCGGUUUAAAAAGCGAAUAAUAAGAGCAGGUAACAAGCUCCAAUCGGCAGUGUUCUGGAAAUCAAACAAAAUAGUCAAACGAUCUUCGGGAUCGCGCGGGUUACGAGAUCUAAUGUGGUGGCAACCGACCAGUCAAGCGCAAAAGGAAUCCAAUCCACUAGACACUCUGGAUGGUCAACUAAACAGACUGCGACUAAGACUGCACUAG